This is a messenger RNA of Amoebophrya sp. A25, 3232 nucleotides long. NCBI's taxonomy places the organism in Eukaryota, Dinophyceae, Syndiniales, Amoebophryaceae. The record is from the annotation of a GenBank genome assembly.
UGCCGCUUUUGAAUGGGUGAUUUCUAGGGACAGGAUUGCAUUCUCCUGUUUCUGUUCGUGACGAUACAUCGCAAAAUUUCAUUGUGUCACAGAAGGUUUGGGCUCUUUUCAUUAUCUAUGAUGUUUCACAAGUAGGUGCUUCACGCAGCUAACAACAAAGAAAUAUAGGUUCAGUUUUUUUUUGCAAAGCUGAACAGAGUGAGAAAAAUAUAACGAUUAUCGCGUUCUCUUGUAGCGUUAUGCGGCCCCGGUAGUAGUGAAACGACGCAUACCUUCAAGGCCUUCAACGCGGAACCUGCUCGUCUUGCUCGGGUGUUCGUCUAAGUCCGUCGGCGAUCUUCACGUCAUCUCCCAAAAUAUAACACGUAGCACUAAAGCUUACGCUUUCUCGACCAAAUAGAGCAAAAUGGGCAAAAAGAAGGAGGCAGCUGGCGGCGAAGAGGAACGGCUGCGCAUCGCAAUUGUAUCCGCGGAUCGUUGCAAGCCCAAAAAAUGCAAGCAAGAGUGCAAGAAAUUUUGUCCGGUUGUGAGAACUGGAAAAAUGUGUGUCGAAGCCGCAAAAGACUCCAAGACCGCAUGGAUAUCCGAGUCGCUGUGUAUAGGGUGCGGUAUUUGCGUGAAGAAGUGCCCCUUCGAAGCGAUCAACAUCAUCAACUUGCCGAAAGACCUUGGUACCCCUAAUACGGUUGAUACCCUCUGUAGUUGUAGAUCUACGAAUCUUGAAUAAUUGCCACCUGUUCAAAGAGGGUGAUGCGCAUCUACUUACAUUUUGGGGCCUUUAUUUUUCUGAAACAGAUUCAUCGCACGAAGAACAUGAUUAGCUUACUAAAUAUCGUAACUUACAACAAAUCUGUCGUCCUCAAAAGGCAAAGAAACGACGCACCGAUACGGCCCAAACACCUUUAAGCUGCAUAGACUACCAAUGCCAAGGCCAGGCCAAGUAUUAGGACUCGUAGGAACAAACGGCAUAGGAAAAUCAACGGCAUUAAAAGUUCUUUCAACGAAGCUGAAGCCCAACCUUGGAAGGUAUUUUUAGAUGCUCUUAUACUAUUUAGGCCAAGAACAAAGUCGUUGUUGAAACUCAUUCAAUCUAUUCUUUCGAAUUUUUUUCUGUGAUUAUAUAUACUGGAAUGGACAAAGAAUGUUUCAGACAGUGACACGAGGAAAUAUGAAGAACUAUAUGAAGUAAAAAUUUUCGGCACUAAAUCCUGUAAGUACUAUAAUUUGUAUAUCAUCUUUUUCCCGAUUUUUCAGGUUUGAUAGCCCACCAGACUGGACAGAGAUUUUGGCGUAUUUUCGGGGGUCUGAGCUGCAGAAGUUCUUUUCACAAAUGCUCGAGGAUAAGCUGAAGUCGACGACAAAACCGCAAUACGUGGAUCAACUGAAAACAAAGGUAAUUAUACUUACGAAAUGGCCUUAGCCUUACUCUCACGCUUCUAUUCAUUGCUUAUUUUUAGAGGACUUGGACUUGGUCGGGGACGGAAUCACUAAAAUGUGGGUAUUGAUGAAAUGGUCAUUUUAUCGUCAUUUCUUAUCAAGCAUACUUUUUUCCUAAUGAAUGAAUAUCAGGUUGCGGGUCGCGUCGGUCAGAUUAUAGAGGCAAAGGACGAGAAAAAAGUUGCCGAUAGAUUGUCAAAAGAGCUAGAAAUCGACCACCUCUUGGAGCGUGAGGUCAAGGAUCUUUCCGGAGGAGAGUUGCAGAGAUUUGCAGUCCUUGUCGCGGCAAUCCAGGACGCGAAUGUGUAUCAAUUCGAUGAGCCCAGUUCCUAUUUAGACGUGAAGCAGCGAUUAGCGGCGUCGCGUGUUAUUCGUCAGCUAGUAAGGGACGACAACUACGUUGUGGUGGUGGAGCACGACUUGGCAGUCCUCGAUUAUUUGAGCGACUACGUUUGCUGUCUCUGGGGUGCGGCCGGUGCCUACGGCGUGGUGUCGAUGCCUAGUUCGGUACGAGAGGGUAUCAACAUUUUCCUCGACGGUUUCUUGCCGUCAGAGAAUCUGCGCUUUCGCGAGGUCUCACUCACCUUCAAAGUGAGCGCGGACGAAACAGCACAGGUGAAAGAGCGCAUGCAUAACAUUCCUUAUCCGGAUCUGAAGAAAAAGAUGGGAGACGGCCAGCGGGCAUUCGAGCUCACCGUCGAAGCGGGAAACUUCUGCGACAGCGAAAUCAUUGUCAUGCUCGGGCAAAACGGAACGGGAAAGACCACUUUCAUCCGAAUGCUGGCGGGUCUGAUAAAAUCGGACGAAAUUGAGGGUGAGGAGCAGGAGCAGCUACCAAAAAUGAACGUCAGUUACAAGCCGCAGACAAUCACGGCCAAGUUUCAAGGUAAUAGAUAGAUGCACAAGCAAACAUAGAAUGAUAGACUCAUUCUGGCACCUGCAACUCAGGAGCAAAUGAUGCAAAUGCCCUUUCUUACUACAGAAGAAGAGAUCUAUUUUUUUUGAACUUAUCACUCCUUCAACACUUGUCGGCGCAAUCGCAAGGAAGAGCAUCCUAGUACACUCACGCUUUUUCAGGUACCGUGGAGCAGUUGCUAAUGGGGAAAGUUAGAGAAAGCAUGCUUCAUCCGCAGUUUCAGUCAGACGUGGUGAAGCCCAUGCUCAUCGAACAAAUCAAGGAUCAGGAAGUCCAGAAUCUGAGUGGUAAAGAUUUAUUACAUGUCGUUGUAAAACCGAUUCCGAAACGAACUAGAACUAGAUUAGAAAGCUAUGUGGAUUCAAAGUGAUGAGUUUUCGCUGCUCGAAUUCGAAAUUAUAUCUACUCGUCGUAUUGAAUUACUUUAUAUGAUGAGAAGUGUAUUUCAUCUCUAUUUCGUUUGUACCAGGUGGUGAGUUGCAGCGCGUAGCUAUCGUGCUGUCUCUCGGAAAGCCGGCAGACAUGUAUUUGAUCGAUGAGCCGUCUGCCUACCUAGACGUCGAACAGCGUAUCGUUGCCGCGCGAGUGAUCAAGCGAUUUAUCUUGCACGCGAAGAAGACCGCCUUUAUCGUGGAGCACGAUUUCAUCAUGGCGACCUACAUGGCAGACCGAGUGAUUGUGUAUCACGGUGAGCCCGGUGUCAAAUGUACGGCAACCAAACCGCAAUCACUGGUUGAGGGAAUGAACCAAUUUUUGCAGCAACUGGACAUCACCUUCCGACGAGACCCCACCAACUAUCGACCCCGAAUCAACAAGAUGCUCUCUGUCAAAGAUCGCGAACAGAAGGAGGUGGGCAGGUACUUCGUGCUCGAGGACUAA